This is a messenger RNA of Lotus japonicus, 1905 nucleotides long. RefSeq names its product protein DETOXIFICATION 40-like. Gene Ontology annotation, biological process: xenobiotic detoxification by transmembrane export across the plasma membrane. Gene Ontology annotation, cellular component: membrane. Lineage: Eukaryota; Viridiplantae; Streptophyta; Magnoliopsida; Fabales; Fabaceae. The record is from RefSeq and is a predicted model, not a curated record. Gene Ontology annotation, molecular function: antiporter activity; xenobiotic transmembrane transporter activity. The transcript is spliced from 7 exons. Bases 76 to 1668 code for a protein of 530 amino acids.
GCAAUAUGGACACCAUUUGUUUGUGACUAAGCCUCAAAGACAUAGCCUCACAAGGCUCGGUGCACAAACUUCCUCAUGGGUUCUCCUAAGCAAAAAGAUGUUGAUCAUGAUCAACCACCUUUGCUAGAGCUUAGUGACCAACCACCACCAUCAUUGCCAUUGUCGUUUGCUGAUUCUUUCAGUGUGAAGCAUGAAGGAUCGAACGGUGAGCUUGAGCGAAUUCUCUCAGACAUGAGUGUUCCUUUGGCGCAGCGUUAUAGAUCUGCGACAUGGAUUGAGCUCAAGCUCUUGUUUUACCUUGCUGUUCCUGCUGUAAUAGUGUACCUCAUCAACUAUGUCAUGUCCAUGUCCACCCAAAUCUUUUCAGGCCACUUAGGAAACCUUGAGCUGGCUGCUGCUUCCCUUGGAAACACUGGCAUCCAAGUCUUCGCUUAUGGACUUAUGUUAGGCAUGGGGAGUGCAGUGGAAACACUAUGUGGACAAGCAUAUGGUGCAAAAAAGUUCGAGAUGCUAGGCAUAUACAUGCAAAGAUCAACUGUCCUUCUCUCACUAGCCGGUGUCGUUUUAACCGUAAUCUACAUCUUCUCCGAGCCCAUCUUGAUCUUCUUAGGAGAAUCUCCAAGAAUCGCAAAAGCAGCCGCACUCUUCGUCUACGGCCUCAUCCCUCAAAUCUUCGCCUACAGUUUAAACUUCCCGAUCCAAAAAUUCCUCCAAGCGCAGAGCAUAGUGGCUCCGAGCGCGUACAUCUCAGCAGCGACGCUGGUCCUGCACCUCAUCCUUAGCUACGUGGUGGUCUACGUGCUCGAGCUCGGGUUGCUAGGCGCGUCGCUAAUGUUGAGCGUGUCGUGGUGGAUCGUAGUGAUUGGGCAGUUUGUGUACAUUGUGAAGAGUGAGAGGUGCAGACACACAUGGAAAGGGUUCACGAUUCAAGCGUUUUCUGGGUUGCCGGAGUUUUUCAAGCUAUCUGCGGCGUCGGCAGUUAUGUUGUGCCUCGAGACGUGGUACUUUCAGAUCCUGGUUUUGCUUGCUGGGUUGCUUCCUCAUCCAGAGUUAGCUUUGGAUUCACUUUCUAUUUGUACCACGGUGUCGGGAUACGUAUUCAUGAUCUCAGUUGGAUUUAAUGCAGCGGCAAGUGUGAGAGUGAGCAAUGAGCUAGGGUCAAGAAAUCCAAAAUCAGCCUCAUUUUCAGUGGUGGUGGUGACAACGCUUUCUUUCAUAAUAUCAGUUAUCAUAGCACUCGUGGUGCUUGUGCUGCGAGAUGUGAUCAGCUAUGUCUUUACGGACGGUGAAGAGGUUGCAGCUGCAGUCUCAGACCUUUGCCCUCUCCUCGCUCUUGCCAUUGUCCUUAAUGGCAUUCAGCCUGUCUUAUCUGGGGUGGCUGUUGGAUGUGGAUGGCAAACUUUUGUGGCGUAUGUGAAUGUUGGUUGUUAUUAUGGAAUUGGCAUACCAUUUGGUGCAGUUCUGGGUUUCUACUUCAAAUUUGGUGCUAAGGGAAUAUGGUUGGGAAUGCUAGCUGGCACGGUUUUGCAGACAAUUAUUUUAGUGUGGGUCACAUUUCGAACGGAUUGGAAUAAAGAGAUUGAAGAGGCAACGAAGAGGCUGAAUAAAUGGGAGGAGUCGACUACAGAGCCACUUCUCAAGGAUGAAACAACUCCAAAUGUGGAAUAAAUUUUUGUCAUUACUUCAUAUAAUUUAGUCAACAGUUUGAUUGGUUGAAAUAUUUUUCUUAUAUUGUUCAUGUGCGUGGAAAGGACAAGAUCGAGGUGCUAAAUAGAUACAGUCAUACAGUAUGAAACAGCAUUGUAGCAGGCGAUAUAAUAGACCCACGGUUAUGCCCCAAGCUACUACACACCAGAAACAGCACCUACCAAAUCAAUAAAUAAAAUUUAAUUUUCAGACCAACAA